AUGUCCCAGCGCCUGCCAGAUGGUUCUGGGCACAGCUCUGCCCUCAGCACCGCUCCGGUGCUGACCCGCAGCAUCGCAGCCGUGCGUGAGCGGUCACAGAGCCUCACUGGGGAGCAGGGGGGCCGGUCCCAGGGGCAUGCUGCUCGCCCCCCUGCUCCGCCAGGUGCCUGGCCCCGACCCGAGCCCGCUGGAUCACUCCGCAGGACGCCUGAGCCCGAUGCUGGCAGCACCGAGAUUUGCAGGCAGGGCUUCGAGCCCAUCUCGCCGCCCCCCAGCAGCACUGCUGGCUCUACCUCCUACCCGGUGUAUUACGGCAUGGCAGCAGGCAAAGCCGAGCCUCUCAGCAAGGUCAAGGAGCUGCCGGAGGUGGUGGAGGGGAGCUCAGAGGAGGAGGACGUGGACCACGAGCUGGUGGAGAAGAAGCUACAGCUGAUCGAGAGCCUGAGCCGCAAGCUGGCAGUGCUGCGGGAGGCACAGCGGGGGCUGCAGGAGGACAUCAGUGCCAAUGGGGCACUGGGCGAGGAUGUGGCCGCCCGCCUGCAAGCCCUCUGCACCCCGGGGGAGUUUGACAAGUACCGCCUCUUCGUGGGUGACCUGGACAAGGUGGUCAACCUCCUGCUCUCCCUCUCGGGGCGCCUGGCCCGGGUGGAGACCGCCCUGGGCAGCCUGGGGCCGCACGCCCCCGCUGAGGACAAGGUGGCCCUGCGGGAGAAGCAGCGGCUGCUGGCGGCGCAGCUGGAAGAUGCCAAAGAGCUGAAGUAGCAGCGAGAGCUGGAGGAG
Egretta garzetta (little egret) is the source of this 780-nucleotide messenger RNA. Its product is annotated as protein Shroom4-like. Gene Ontology annotation, cellular component: apical plasma membrane; apical junction complex; cortical actin cytoskeleton. The record is from RefSeq and is a predicted model, not a curated record. Gene Ontology annotation, molecular function: actin filament binding. The coding region runs from base 1 to 762 and encodes 253 amino acids. The transcript has 4 exons. NCBI's taxonomy places the organism in Eukaryota, Metazoa, Chordata, Aves, Pelecaniformes, Ardeidae. Gene Ontology annotation, biological process: actin filament organization.